This is a messenger RNA of Rhizophagus irregularis DAOM 181602=DAOM 197198, 798 nucleotides long. The record is from RefSeq and is a predicted model, not a curated record. Lineage: Eukaryota; Fungi; Glomeromycota; Glomeromycetes; Glomerales; Glomeraceae.
AUGGAAACACUCUGCAAUGAAUUAAAAGUCGAAAUCUUCAGAUAUGUAUUUACACCAAUAGCCCUAGUUCUUCUUAAUUGUAACUGGCACUCUACUUUCCAAGAUCCCCAUGUUCGAGCGGAAUGGAUUAUUUAUAAGUAUGGUAGAGCUCAUGCUCUCUUUCACGCCAUCAGACUAGGGAAUCAUUUCGUGACAGUAGAAGUUGUGCAAAUAUUAGCUAAAAAGGCGAUUAUUUUAAGAUAUUUUAUGCAACGAUUAAUGAUUCAAUUCGGGAAUGAUUUAGAAUUAUUCCAUUAUUUAACAGCCGGUGCUCUCACGAUAAAUCAAGCACCAGCCGUCCUUUUAGAAAAUCUCAAUUAUAUUGAAGAUUUAAAUAAGAAAUUUAUGCUCUUCCACUGCGCUCAAGUCAGUGUGCUUCGACCAAAAGACAUUCCAGCAUACAGAUCACCAUUCGGAGGUGCAACUGAGAAUUAUCUAUCAAGAGAUGGUUAUGAGAAUAACCGUCAAGUAAAUUUAAUAUCAAGGGCGAUUCUAAUCCACCCGGAUCUAGUUGUAUUGUGGAAAAAAAUAGGAUACAAUGAAAUAUGUAGUGAUUUCAAUGAACUGGUCAUAGUGGACACUUUGCUCGUGUGUUUCCCCCCAAAUCCACCGAAUAAUUGGGUAUGCCCAAAAGACUCAAUUAAGUUGUUUGAAUCACGAAUAAAUGUUAUAGGAGAGUCUUUAUUAAAUUCUUUUCAUAAACUUCGAGGAGAUUCAACACCGCCAAUAGUUGAAUCAACCCGUUUUCAAAAUGGUUGA